Messenger RNA from Malurus melanocephalus (red-backed fairy wren), 1727 nucleotides. RefSeq names its product SEC61 translocon subunit alpha 1 (gene SEC61A1). The coding region runs from base 83 to 1513 and encodes 476 amino acids. Gene Ontology annotation, cellular component: Sec61 translocon complex; membrane. Lineage: Eukaryota; Metazoa; Chordata; Aves; Passeriformes; Maluridae. The transcript has 12 exons. The record is from RefSeq and is a predicted model, not a curated record. Gene Ontology annotation, biological process: SRP-dependent cotranslational protein targeting to membrane, translocation; post-translational protein targeting to membrane, translocation. Gene Ontology annotation, molecular function: signal sequence receptor activity; transmembrane protein transporter activity; ribosome binding.
GGCGCUCGGAGCCUGACGUGUCCCUCCCUCUGCGGCCGCUCCGCUCCGCUCCGCUCGCUGCUGCUGCUCCGCCGGCGCCGCCAUGGGCAUAAAAUUUCUUGAAGUGAUCAAGCCCUUCUGUGUUAUCUUGCCUGAAAUUCAAAAGCCGGAACGGAAGAUUCAGUUUAAGGAAAAGGUACUAUGGACAGCUAUCACACUCUUCAUCUUCUUAGUAUGCUGCCAGAUUCCCUUGUUUGGCAUUAUGUCAUCAGACUCAGCAGAUCCUUUCUACUGGAUGAGAGUGAUUUUGGCAUCAAAUAGAGGAACGUUGAUGGAGCUGGGCAUUUCACCCAUUGUCACUUCAGGACUUAUCAUGCAGCUCUUGGCAGGUGCUAAGAUUAUUGAAGUUGGUGACACCCCAAAGGACAGAGCUCUCUUCAAUGGAGCCCAGAAAUUGUUUGGAAUGAUCAUUACCAUUGGACAGUCUAUUGUGUAUGUAAUGACUGGAAUGUACGGAGACCCAUCUGAGAUGGGUGCUGGUAUCUGCUUGCUUAUCACAAUCCAGCUUUUUGUUGCUGGUUUGAUAGUUCUGCUCUUGGAUGAGCUGCUCCAAAAAGGAUAUGGYCUUGGUUCUGGCAUCUCUCUCUUCAUUGCUACCAAUAUCUGUGAGACCAUUGUGUGGAAAGCAUUCAGCCCCACCACAGUGAACACAGGGCGAGGCAUGGAAUUUGAGGGAGCCAUCAUUGCUCUGUUCCAUCUCCUGGCUACUCGCACAGACAAAGUCCGAGCUCUUCGUGAGGCCUUUUACCGUCAGAAUCUUCCCAACCUCAUGAAUCUGAUYGCCACCAUCUUUGUCUUUGCAAUUGUCAUUUAUUUCCAGGGCUUCAGAGUGGAUCUUCCUAUCAAAUCUGCUCGCUACCGGGGCCAGUACAACACCUACCCUAUCAAGUUGUUCUAYACUUCCAACAUUCCCAUUAUUCUGCAGUCUGCCCUGGUGUCAAACUURUAUGUCAUCUCCCAGAUGCUUUCUGCCCGCUUCAGUGGCAACUUGCUGGUCAGCCUGCUGGGCACCUGGUCUGACACAUCAUCUGGAGGCCCUGCUCGUGCUUAUCCUGUUGGUGGACUCUGUUAUUAUCUGUCACCUCCAGAGUCCUUUUCCUCGGUGUUGGAAGACCCUGUCCAUGCAGUUGUUUAUAUUGUAUUUAUGUUGGGCUCCUGUGCUUUCUUCUCUAARACAUGGAUUGAAGUCUCUGGCUCCUCUGCCAAAGAUGUUGCCAAGCAAUUGAAAGAACAGCAAAUGGUAAUGCGAGGCCACAGAGAAACUUCAAUGGUGCAUGAACUCAACAGGUACAUCCCUACAGCUGCUGCCUUUGGUGGGCUCUGUAUCGGCGCCCUCUCUGUGCUGGCAGACUUCCUUGGGGCAAUUGGCUCUGGAACUGGAAUUCUGCUCGCUGUCACCAUCAUUUAUCAGUACUUUGAAAUUUUUGUAAAGGAACAGAGUGAAGUUGGCAGUAUGGGAGCUCUUCUUUUCUAAACCUAGCUUCUCAUGGACCCAGGAAAAAGAGGAGGGACAUUCUCAAAGUGUAGCCAGUCAGGUGAAAAGAAGUAUCAUAAACUUGAUAGUGUCAUUCUAUAGAAACACAUAUUUUAAUAAUGUUUCCAAAGCACAUUCCCUUAUGUUCAAACUUUUCUAGCAUACUGUUUGCAUUUUAUAAAUUGAUGAGGAAGAUGUGCAAAAAAAAUUUUUU